This is a messenger RNA of Ceratitis capitata (Mediterranean fruit fly), 979 nucleotides long. RefSeq names its product heparan sulfate 2-O-sulfotransferase pipe. Lineage: Eukaryota; Metazoa; Arthropoda; Insecta; Diptera; Tephritidae. The record is from RefSeq and is a predicted model, not a curated record. Gene Ontology annotation, molecular function: sulfotransferase activity. Gene Ontology annotation, cellular component: membrane. The transcript is spliced from 4 exons. Bases 1 to 951 code for a protein of 316 amino acids.
AUGUCGAGAAGAAAUGAUUUAGCGGCCUGCAAAAUCGCCAAGACCUUAAAAAGUUUAAAUGCCUAUCGCUUGAAUAAUACACGAAAAGCCGAAAUCGAUGUACUAUUCUUCAAUCGCUGUGCAAAAGUCGGCAGCGAGGCUCUGCUCGAACUAUUCAAUAAAUUGGAGGAUUUCAACGAUCUCACUAUGGAACGCGAAGGUCUGCAUAGACCCACCAAAAGGCAGUUGGAGAAACACGAACAACGCGAAUUGGCGGAAACAAUAUCCGAGUUUGUUGAAGGUUCCGUUUAUAUAGAGCAUGUGAAUUGGAUUGACUUUGAGGCAUUUGAUUUGCCAAAACCGAUCUAUAUAAAUUUGGUACGUGAUCCCGUAGAGCGUGUUAUUAGCUGGUAUUUCUAUUCACGUGGCGCUUAUAAGAACGCAAUUGAAUAUCGUAAGAAUCCCGAUAAACCCAUCAAGUCGGCAGAAUGGUAUAAAAAGGAUUUUAACGAAUGUGUACGUAGUGGUGACCCCGAGUGUCAAUAUGUACCGUUUUCAGUUAAGGAUUUUGUUGGAAAUUUCAAACGGCAAACGCUCUUUUUCUGCGGCCAUCACGAUGAUUGCAUACCGUUCAACUCGCCGGCGGCUGUACAAAUGGCAAAGGAGCAUGUAGAACGUGAUUAUGCAGUGGUAGGCUCCUGGGAGGACACAAAUAUAACACUCACUGUCUUUGAGAAAUAUAUACCACGCUUCUUUCAAGGCGCUAAGACUGUAUUUGAGAUCCACAACAAUCAGAUCACCAAUCGGAAUAAAAAUAAAAGAAAACCGAAAAUUGAUGCAGACGUUAAGGAAAUGAUAAGAAAGAAUUUCACAAAUGAAUAUGAUUUUUAUUAUUUCUGCAAGCAACGCCUCUACAAACAGUACUUGGCUGUGAGUCUUAAGGAAUUGGCUGUUAUGGAGAAUUUAAAUUGAUUUUGAUUGUAUUUACCUUUAAAAUAAA